AUUAUGUGCUAAGUGGUCAAUUAGAGUCACAAAAUGGUGAUACCCAGCCCGUUCGUCUAUUGGGCGCAAACAGAGAAAGAGGUUUCCUUAAAGAUCGACUUGAAAAAUGUUGUAAAACCCGAUGUGAAUGUUUUGGAAAGCAAGAUUAAGUUCUCCGCCGACGGCAUAGGUGCUCAUGGCAAAACACUUUACGAGUUUAGUUUAGACUUGUUCUCUCCCAUAAAAUCGAUUGAAUCUGACAGCGAGUACCCAACGACGGUGCGCAUAUUCGACAACCGCGUGGAAGUGAUUCUGGUGAAGGAGAAACCAUCAUGGUGGCCCCGUCUGACAGCACAACCACAAAAGCCGGCUUGGGUGAAGAUAAACUUCGACCUUUGGACCACAGAGGAUGGAUUGGACAGUGAGGAAGAGACCCGGGACGUCAUGAAGGACUACCCCGGGAUGUAUGAUAAGCUGCAAAAAGAGGAAUUUGGCUAUAGGAAAGAAGACUACAAGAAAGUUUACCUCAUCCUCUACAACCUGUUCCAAUUCGUGGGCUUCUCCUACGUACUAGCGGUCAUGACGGUCCGCUACAUGAAGCUAGAGGGACUCUCAAUCGCCGACACUUACGAGCAUGUGGGGCCCGCCAUGAAGUUCCUACAACUCAUGCAGUACCUAGAAGUCAUGCAUCCCAUGUUCGGAUAUACUAAGGGAGGCGUUUUAGUCCCCUUCCUCCAAGUGAGUGGCCGCGCCAUGGUCCUGUUCGCCAUGAUCGAAGCAGAGCCUCGCAUGCAGACGAAACCCGUCGUUUUCUACCUGUUCAUAGUAUGGAGUCUUAUAGAGGUUGUCAGGUAUCCAUACUACAUCACCCAACUCUACAAAAAAGAGAUAUACAUCCUCACCUGGCUCCGAUACACCAUGUGGAUCCCUCUCUACCCCAUAGGGGUCGUUUGCGAAGCCAUUGUGCUCAUCAGAAACAUACCUUACUUCGAGGAAACUCAAAAAUUCACCAUAUCUUUACCCAACGCUUGGAACUUUGCUUUCCAUAUGCCAACUGCCUUAAGAGUAUAUUUGUUACUGCUCAUGUGUCCUGGCUUAUACUUCGUUAUGAGCCAUAUGCAUAAGCUAAGAACCGUCAAGCUGAAACCUAAAGUAGUUAUUAAGAAGACUAAAUAGUAUAACGCCUUAGGUAAGGCCGCGUCAGAUUUGGUGAAAUUGUGCACUGUACUUUGGAUAGCACAUAUUACAGGUAUGGACUUUGUCUUUACUAAAAUAACGGCGGCAUUUUAUCGUGAUGUUUGUCAAAUUUUGGGUGUUGAUGAUAAAUGCAAUUUAAGUAAGUAAAAUUA
Messenger RNA from Cydia amplana, 1328 nucleotides. RefSeq names its product very-long-chain (3R)-3-hydroxyacyl-CoA dehydratase (gene Hacd2). Gene Ontology annotation, cellular component: endoplasmic reticulum membrane. Gene Ontology annotation, molecular function: 3-hydroxyacyl-CoA dehydratase activity. The transcript is spliced from 6 exons. NCBI's taxonomy places the organism in Eukaryota, Metazoa, Arthropoda, Insecta, Lepidoptera, Tortricidae. The record is from RefSeq and is a predicted model, not a curated record. Gene Ontology annotation, biological process: sphingolipid biosynthetic process; very long-chain fatty acid biosynthetic process; fatty acid elongation. Bases 34 to 1155 code for a protein of 373 amino acids.